AUGACCAAGGAUCUGGCCCCGCAACUGGAGCACGUUUGCGAUAAUUUUUAUGUAUGUGCCGAUAUUACUGUUACCGUUGAUGUGCGCCGGUUAGAAAUUGAAGAUACUGAACUCACAAUACAUAAACAUUUAUCCCAUGCCCGCCAAUGGCUAAAAUAUGCAGAUUGGCAAAAAACUUUUUUACUUCUUUAUCAGGUAGCCAAGUUAGUAAAAUCCAAGGAGAGAUUAGUCAACUUUAUUGAAACCCUUUUUGUAUACCAACCACAAACAACUGUACAGCUCGCUCAUUUAGUGCGACUUACUAAGAGGGUAGUUCUGUCUCUGGAACCUCUUGAUGAUAUGGACGUCAAUGUCAUCGCACGGAUGCUUCAAAUGAUUUCGUCUACGUUUAGAUUAAUAAUAAGCAGUAAUGAACUAAAUACAUUAAUGGAUAACUACUAUGAUACGAUGGUAAAUGAAUUAUGCGACAUUCUUAAUAAAUUUAAUGCUGAGUGGGAAUAUAUUCCAAAAUCUCAAUGUCGGGCAGAGUCAGAAUCUUGCUUGAAUAUUGACAAUUUUAGAAACAGAUUAGAGCAAAUGUCUACUCUUCGGCCACAGGGCUUAGAACAUAUAAAUAAUUGGUUGCAUGCACAUUGGAAACUAAGUAGUUGUUUAUUUUAUAUGGGAAUGGGAACUGCGCGGCGUCUUCAUCCAGAGGAAGGGCCAAAACUUAUUGUUCGAUCAACGUUUAAUAUGCGGAUGGAAAGUUUUGAUCUGGACCAAGAACGGAACAUUGAAUUUGAGUCAGCCGAUGCAAUGCAUACUCUUAUAUUUACUGACAAACUUCUUCAAGAGUUAAGACGACGUCUCCAAUCAGAUGAAGUUCUACUUUCGGUUCGAAGUCAUAAACAAAGUCAAUACUGGUGGUAUCCAGAACAAGAAUCGACUACUCAAGUUCUGGUUGUUAACGCAUACACCACUAAUGCAAUCUGGCAAAAAACUCAAGAGAUUCUUGAACCUUUUCAAUAUAUUUCUAAAUUAAAAAUGAAUUUUUCGGCUGGUGAGACUUUUAGUGAUGAAUCUAAUAUCCAGAUUUUCCCUCGUGGUAUAGAUUUAGAUGACCCAGAGGAGGAUGUGGAAAAUGUUAUUCACGAUAAUGUUUAUAGCCCAUCCGAGGUUCGUAUGUAUAGAACCGAAUUAUAUGGACACUCCGUACUAGGAGUCACUUUUACUCAAGCAGACAUAGACUAUCAUGUGCUAAUGCGAAUGACUAAUGUACCUAAGCUUGAAGAUAUGCAGGUUCUGGAUUCUACUUGCCGGGUUAGAACUGGAGGCCAACAACCAACCACGAUAUUGCUCAGAAACCGAUGUGAAAAAUCGCGACCUGUAUAUAUAUACCUUCGAGCCGCGAAUUUGACAGAACCUUUGAGCUCCUUUGACCAGAAUGGUGCCUAUUUUGCAUUUUCUACUGAAAUAAGAAGCUGCCGAAUUUGGAAUUAUGCUCGGCCCGAACCAAGCUGGCAAAAUUUUGCCUGCAUGCCCGAAAUGAACCGAAGCGUAUAUUUUGGUAUACAUUGCAAGUGUAACUUUAUUAGCGAUUUCGAUGCUGACGCAAUGCCAAUAAUUGCAUUGCCAAUGAAUCUCAAAUGUCAUUUAGAACGUCCUGUAGUAGAGCCAAAUUAUCAAAUGAUAAUAUUUUAUAUAUGUAUUACUAUCUCUGGAGUCGUUUACAUUUUUUUUAAUAUGAAAAAAAUAUCCGACUGGGAUAGAAGAUUAUAUGUCGAACAAUAUAUAACAAGUGAUCCAUGCUAUCGUGGUGAUAUGGUAUUGAGGUUCACUUUUGGGGGAAGAUACAAUGCUGGCACGUCUGCGAAUAUUAUAUUUUCAUUUAAAUAUUCGAAUGAAAUAUCCCAAAUUAUAGUAUAUCAAGAUCCCAUUUAUCGAACAUUUCAAAGAAAUUGCACUAUUUCUUUUCGAAUUUGUCGUCAACUUAUUCCGUUACCAUCUGCAAUAGUAAUACGUCAUGAUAAUUCGGGAAUUUAUCCUCAUUUUUUUUGCCGUUCCAUUAUAAUAAGUGAUAUAGUGAGCGAACGUACACAAUACUUUCGCUUUCAGCAGUGGGUGCGAAAAUCUCAUUUAGACCCAUAUCAUAAGACGGACAAAACUUUUCCCCAUUCAAUAACUGCAGAAAAAUUAUCUUAUACAUGGAAAAUAAGAUUUUCAAACGCAAUGGAAGGUUACAUGGGUAAUUGGUAUUUAUUUCAGCCGAUUAUUGGGCCAUGGCGAUUCGGCACCGAUCGAAGUGCAUUUUGUAGGUGGGAAAGAAGCUGCAUAUUUAUGGCUAAAUUAUUUAUUUCUAUUAGCAUUGUCAUAAUUUUCUUUGGUCGAACGGAACCAAUAGCUUGUGACCCUAGUCCAAGGAAAUAUAAUGAUAUCGAUGUAGUUGUAUGGCUUUGCUUGGUAUGCUUCCUAGUUAGUUGUUUCAUUCAAUCGUCGAUGGAACUUUUUCUCAGGAUGAUUGAAAUCUAUGACUUUCUAUAAAA
This is a messenger RNA of Drosophila ananassae, 2522 nucleotides long. RefSeq lists its product as uncharacterized. Bases 1 to 2520 code for a protein of 839 amino acids. NCBI's taxonomy places the organism in Eukaryota, Metazoa, Arthropoda, Insecta, Diptera, Drosophilidae. The transcript is spliced from 2 exons. The record is from RefSeq and is a predicted model, not a curated record. Gene Ontology annotation, molecular function: protein binding.